Aspergillus aculeatinus CBS 121060 is the source of this 1680-nucleotide messenger RNA. RefSeq names its product NADP(+)-dependent, decarboxylating phosphogluconate dehydrogenase. Gene Ontology annotation, molecular function: NADP binding; phosphogluconate dehydrogenase (decarboxylating) activity. Gene Ontology annotation, cellular component: cytosol. The record is from RefSeq and is a predicted model, not a curated record. Lineage: Eukaryota; Fungi; Ascomycota; Eurotiomycetes; Eurotiales; Aspergillaceae. The transcript is spliced from 5 exons. Gene Ontology annotation, biological process: pentose-phosphate shunt, oxidative branch; pentose-phosphate shunt. Bases 151 to 1626 code for a protein of 491 amino acids.
CUUCCCCUUCUUGGUCCCUCUUCCUUCUCUCCUCAUAUAUCCUCCGUCGCUCCCACUCUCUUCUAACUACCUCAUCUCUUUUGCUUCUCUUCUCCAAAAAAAAAACCAUACCUAAUUUCCUCCUCCCCUCCCACCCCCCACAAUUUCAUCAUGGCCGACCAAGCUGUUGCUGAUUUCGGUCUCAUCGGUCUGGCCGUUAUGGGUCAGAACCUGAUCCUUAACGCUGCUGACCACGGCUUCACCGUCUGCGCCUACAACCGUACCACCUCCAAGGUCGACCGCUUCUUGGAGAACGAGGCUAAGGGCAAGCCUAUCGUUGGUGCCCACUCCGUCGAGGAGUUCUGCGCCAAGCUCAAGCGUCCCCGUCGUAUCAUGCUCCUGGUUAUGGCCGGAAAGCCCGUUGACCAGUUCAUUGAGUCUCUUCUGCCCCACCUUGAGGAGGGUGAUAUCAUCAUCGAUGGUGGUAACUCCCACUUCCCCGACAGCAACCGCCGCACCAAGUACCUGGCCGAGAAGGGCAUCCGCUUCGUCGGCAGCGGUGUCUCCGGUGGUGAGGAGGGUGCCCGUUACGGUCCCUCCCUGAUGCCCGGUGGUAACGAGGAGGCUUGGCCCUACAUCAAGGAUGUCUUCCAGAGCAUCGCCGCCAAGAGCGACGGUGAGGCCUGCUGCGACUGGGUCGGUGACGAGGGCGCUGGCCACUUUGUCAAGAUGGUCCACAACGGUAUUGAGUACGGUGACAUGCAGCUCAUUUGCGAGGCUUACGAUAUCCUCAAGCGCGGUCUUGGUCUUAAGGGCAAGGAGAUUGCCGAUGUUUUCGCCGAGUGGAACAAGGGCGUCUUGGACUCCUUCCUGAUUGAGAUCACCCGUGACAUUCUCUACUACAACGAUGAGGAUGGAACUCCCCUCGUCGAGAAGAUCCUCGACAAGGCUGGUCAGAAGGGUACCGGCAAAUGGACUGCCGUCAACGCUCUUGACCUUGGCAUGCCCGUCACCCUGAUCGGUGAGGCCGUCUUCUCUCGUUGCUUGUCUGCUAUCAAGGACGAGCGUAUCCGUGCCAGCGGCCUCCUCCAGGGCCCUACCCCCGAGUUCGAUGGUGACAAGCAGGCUUUCAUCAAGGACCUCGAGCAGGCCCUGUAUGCCUCCAAGAUCAUCUCCUACGCCCAGGGCUUCAUGCUCAUCCAGGAGGCUGCUCGUGAGUACGGCUGGAAGUUGAACAAGCCCUCCAUUGCCCUCAUGUGGCGUGGUGGCUGCAUCAUCCGUUCCGUCUUCCUUAAGGACAUCACCAACGCUUACCGCAACAACCCCGACCUUGAGAACCUGCUCUUCGACGAUUUCUUCAACAAGGCCAUCCACAACGCCCAGCAGGGCUGGAGAAACGUUGUUAGCAAGGGUGCUCUCUGGGGUAUCCCCACUCCUGCUUUCAGCACUGCCCUCAGCUUCUUCGACGGCUACCGCACCCGGGACCUCCCCGCCAACCUGCUGCAGGCUCAGCGUGAUUACUUCGGUGCCCACACUUUCCGCAUCAAGCCCGAGCACGCCAGCGAGACCUACCCCGAGGGUAAGGACAUCCACGUCAACUGGACCGGCCGUGGUGGCAACGUCUCUGCGUCGACCUACAUUGUUUAAAUCAAACACGCGAUGUAAUACGCUGGACGUGAAGCCUCGCACGGGUCUAGCAGG